This is a messenger RNA of Paramisgurnus dabryanus, 1345 nucleotides long. RefSeq names its product impact RWD domain protein (gene impact). The record is from RefSeq and is a predicted model, not a curated record. Gene Ontology annotation, cellular component: cytoplasm. Gene Ontology annotation, biological process: GCN2-mediated signaling; regulation of translational initiation. Gene Ontology annotation, molecular function: protein binding. Lineage: Eukaryota; Metazoa; Chordata; Actinopteri; Cypriniformes; Cobitidae.
CGCGCCCCCUGGUGACGGAAGCAUGAGGUGCACAUGGACACAUCAGACGAACAUGAGAGUGAUUUACAGUCACAGAUAGAGGAGAUUGAAGCCCUGUCGUCUAUCUAUGGCGAUGAAUGGUGCGUGAUUGACGAAGCGUCGAGAAUAUUCUGCAUCAGAAUAUCAGAGAAAACCCAACAGCCCAAAUGGACUGUCUGUUUACAGAUAAUCCUCCCCCCAGAUUACCCAAGUUCAGCGCCUCCAAUAUAUCAAAUAAAUGCCGCCUGGCUCAGAGGACAGGACAGAAUAACUUUAUCAAACAGUUUAGAGGAACUAUACGUGGAAAAUGCAGGCGAGAACAUUUUGUACCUGUGGGUUGAGAAAAUCCGAGAAUUCCUCAUGGAAAAAUCCCAGAGUUCAAUGACGGACGGACCAGAGACGAGCAGAGCGGUGACGACGGAGGAAGAUUGUCACAAUUACGAUGAAGAUGAUGUUCAAGAUUAUAGCUUGUUAAAACUUGCUUCCAGCCAAUCAGAUGACAACUUCUCUAAUUUUUCAGAUGGUACAUUAGAUGAAGAGUUACCACCGAUACAACACGGUGAGACAAUCACAGACAGACGGAGCACAUUCCAGCCUCAUUUAGCCCCGGUGGUGACUCCUAAACAGGUUAAGAUGGUCCUGAAUAAGUUGUACGAAAACAAGAAGAUCGCAAGUGCCACUCACAACAUCUACGCAUACAGGAUUUGCUGCGAGGAUAAAAACUCUUUUCUGCAGGACUGCGAGGAUGAUGGUGAAACGGCUGCCGGUGGGCGAUUGCUUCAUCUUCUUCAGAUCCUGGACGUCCGUAAUGUGUUGGUAGUUGUGUCUCGAUGGUAUGGCGGGAUUCAACUGGGCCCUGACCGUUUUAAACACAUCAACAACUGUGCCAGGAACAUCCUUGUCCAAGAGGGCUAUACCGACACUUCAGAGGAUGCGUCCAAAGCUGGAGGGAAGAACAAAAGGCCUAAAAGCAAGAAGGCAAAGUGAAAGGCCCAAAACAGCCUCCUACCUGGAACAGAUGGUUUUCUCUCCACUUUAUAAAGCUUUUUAUGAGGAGGGAUUGUCAAACGCCCCAACGCUGCGAGAGACCGGGGACUACGAAUGCACGCCGCAGAAAGAUCGUUGAGGAAAUGUUAAUUGAAGUUUCCUACGAAAGAAAUGUAUAAUGCAUUCAAACUUCAAAGUGGUUACUGUUUUGAUAAAUGAAAUCAAAAUGGAUGGUAUAUAUGCAUAUAUAAUUAAAGAGUUUAACGGUCUGUUGCUGUGCAUUAUGUAGCACUUAAGGUGCUCUCUGUUUUAUGAAUAAAGAUUUUUAAUAAUUUGCAAA